AUGUCGACUCAUGGACGCGGUCGCGGGCGAGGUAGAGGUAGGAUAGGCACCGUUACUCCUGGCCCGGCAGGAAAUGAUCCAGUAGACUUCAUGGCUGCACUGGGAAAUAUGGCUGCGGCUAUGCAGGCGACAGCCGAGGCACUGGAUAAUCAGAUAAACCAGGAUAAUCACAGAAACAAUAAUGAUGAGGACGGUCCCAUGACACUUGCUACAUUUCUGAAAGUUCACCCUCCGACCUUCAGGGGAACCUCAAAUCUCACUGAUGCAGACAAUUGGAUUCAGGCUAUGGAACGGGCACUGCAGGCUCAGCAGGUUCCUGAGGAGCAAUGGGUUGAGUUUGGAACUUAUCAGUUGCAGGGUGAGGCUCAGUAUUGGUGGCAGGGGACACGACGUAUCCUGCAGCCAGAUGGCACUGUGGCUCCUUGGGAGGUUUUCCGAACAGAGUUCUAUAAGAAAUACUUUCCUAAUUCAGUCAGAAAUGCCAAGGAACUUGAACUGAUGCAGUUAAAGCAGGGACAAAUGACUGUUACUGAGUAUACUAGUAGGUUUGAGGAGUUAUGUCGCUUUUCUCGUAUCUGUCAAGGUGCGCCUGAAGAUUUUGCUGAGUGGAAAUGUAUUAAGUAUGAAGGAGGUAUUCGAAGUGAUAUUCUGAGCUUCGUUGCACCAAUGGAGAUCAGAGUGUUUUCGGAACUGGUAAACAAAAGUAGAGUUGCUGAGGAUUGUCUGAGAAAGGCAACAACAGAUAAGAGUGAUCAACGAAUUUUUGUUAGGAGAGAUCAGGGAAGGAACUUCGCCCCUAGAGGACAAGAUUUUAAGCGAGGCGGUUACACCCCACAACCAUAUUUGGGCCAGAAUAACUUCUAG
This is a messenger RNA of Arachis stenosperma, 864 nucleotides long. RefSeq lists its product as uncharacterized. NCBI's taxonomy places the organism in Eukaryota, Viridiplantae, Streptophyta, Magnoliopsida, Fabales, Fabaceae. The transcript has a single exon. The record is from RefSeq and is a predicted model, not a curated record. Bases 1 to 864 code for a protein of 287 amino acids.